Messenger RNA from Corylus avellana, 3062 nucleotides. Lineage: Eukaryota; Viridiplantae; Streptophyta; Magnoliopsida; Fagales; Betulaceae. The record is from RefSeq and is a predicted model, not a curated record.
AAAAACAAGUCCAUAUUUUCUCCCUCUUCUUUCGUAUCGAAUUUAGACACUGAAAUUUUUCAAGUCAAGACCAAAAAUCUCAAGGACGACGCAAGCAGCCAUUCCAACCCCAGAGCUCCACCACCAUAUUACUCUCUCUCUUUCUCUCUCUCUCUGUCUCUCUCUUUGCUAUUCCCACUCCAAAUAUCAGAGAAAAAAUAAGACGAAAAGUAGAAAAAAGAAGACGAAAAGUAGUUAUUGUUCUGUUCUUUAAUGGAGCCGCCGGAGGAUAAGAGAGCACCGUUGGAUGCGGCGGAGGAGGUAAUUCUUCGGUGGGACUCAACGGCGUCGGAGGAAGCGCGGGAGAGAAUGAUAUUUGAAUCCGAUCGCCAAGAGGUCGAUCGCUACUUGCAGGCCGUCGAUGAAAUCCAACUGUCACUGUCGUCGGUGUCUCUCUCCGGCGACGAGCAGCAAAGCGGAAACAAGGCCAACUCGACCAUUCAGAUCGCCAUGGCUCGGCUCGAGGACGAGUUCCGCAACAUCCUCCUCAACCACACCUCUCCGAUCGAGCCCGACUCCUUCGACUCCACUGCCCUCUCCGCCGAUCCUGGCUCCUCCAGCCGCUCCUCUAUCGACACUCCCUCUGCAGAGCUCGACGAGCUCGACGAUGACCAUCUGAACGAGGAAGAUCUCUCGGCAAGCAGCGACAGAUCGAGUUACAGGUCCACGAGCAGCAUCCGCGAGAUCGAUCUAGUGCCGUCGGAAGCGGUGCUCGACCUCCGGAGCAUUGCCGAGCGGAUGGUCUCCGCCGGUUACCUCCGCGAGUGCAUUCAGGUCUACGGAAGCGUCCGGAAAUUGGCCGUUGACGCGAGUUUCCGGAGGCUGGGAAUCGAGAAGCUGAGUAUCGGAGACGUGCAGAGGUUGGAGUGGGAGCAGCUGGAGACGAAGAUCCGACGGUGGAUACGCGCCGCGAAGGUCUGCGUUAGGGUUGUGUUCGCGAGCGAGAAGAAGCUCUGCGAGCAGAUAUUCGAAGGGAUCGGAACCGCUGUGGACGACGCGUGCUUCAUGGAGACGGUCAAGGGUCCGGCGAUCCAGCUCUUCAACUUCGCCGAAGCGAUCAGCAUAAGCCGGCGGUCCCCCGAGAAGCUGUUCAAGAUCCUCGACCUCCACGACGGGUUGAUGGAUUUGAUUCCAGACAUAGACGUCGUGUUCGAAUCCAAAUCGUCCGAGUCGAUUCGGGUUCAGGCGGCGGAGAUUUUGUCUCGGCUGGCUGAGGCGGCGAGGGGGAUCCUAUCAGAGUUCGAGAACGCAGUGCUCCGGGAGCCGUCAAGGGUUCCGGUGCCGGGCGGGACGAUUCACCCGCUGACGAGGUAUGUGAUGAAUUACAUAAGCUUGAUUUCGGAUUACAAGCAGACUUUGAAUGAGCUUAUCGUGUCGAAACCGUCUACCGGGACGAGGUAUUCGAGUGAUCCGACGACUCCGGAUAUGGAGUUCGCGGAGCUGGAGGGGAAGACCCCUCUGGCGCUCCAUUUGAUUUGGGUGAUUGUUAUUUUGCAAUUCAAUUUGGAGGGCAAGUCGAAGCACUACAAGGAUCUUUCCUUGGCCCAUUUGUUUAUGAUGAACAAUGUGCACUACAUUGUUGAGAAGGUGAAAGGAUCGCCGGAACUGAGAGAAAUGAUCGGAGACGAUUACCUGAAGAAGCUAACGGGGAAGUUGAGGCAGGCGGCGACGAAUUAUCUGAGGGCCACUUGGGUGAGGGUGUUGUAUAGUCUCAGAGAUGAGGGGUUACACGUGAGUGGGAGUUUUUCAUCUGGGGUCUCCAAGAGUGCUUUGAGAGAGAGGUUUAAGUCGUUCAAUGCCAUGUUUGAGGAGGUUCACAGGACUCAGGCCACAUGGUUGAUACCCGAUGUUCAGCUCAGGGAGGAGCUGCGGAUAUCCAUAUCGGAAAAGUUGAUCCCGGCUUAUCGGUCGUUUCUUGGGCGGUUCAGGAGCCAUAUAGAGAGCGGAAAGCACCCGGAGAAUUACAUCAAGUACUCGGUGGAGGAUUUGGAGGCUGCUGUCUUGGAUUUCUUCGAGGGUUUUCCAGUAUCCCAGCACUUGAGGAGGAGAUCUCAGUGAGGGAUUGAAGUUGAGUUUUGUGAGUUAGAAAACUAGGACUCAAAAUUCUUUUAAUUUUUUGUGGAGUAUUUGGGUGAUGUGGUGCUGGUCAAUCUGUGGGAUUUCCUGAGCUCUCUGAUUCUUUUGACAUUUUCAUCAUUCAAUAUUCUGUGGGUUGGACAAGAUCAACUUCUUUGGGGACUCUCCCGAGAAAGCCAAUUCCCUCAGCCUGAAUGCUUCUGCCCUGCUUCGCAUGACUUCUAUUCCAUGUAAUGUUUCCAGCCUUGAUGAGUUGAAUAUCGAAAAUGGAGUAUUAGAUGCCUAAUUGAGAAUUGCUUUAAGAUGUUUACUAGGUAAAACCAUGUAUGAGUUCAAAUUUGGUAUAAGUUGAUUGCUUUACACGGGUCCGGAAUUUUUCCUUCCGUGGUGGGUACACGAGGUGACCUACCUUAGGGGUUUCGUAGUCAAAAAAAUUGGUAUAAGUUGAUCAUCCCGGCAGCUACUUAUCUAGUUGCUUGGUCUGUUCACCUGUCUCCUUCCAAGCUGCAUCCCCUGUAUUAUUGAGCCUCUUCCUACCUCACCCUAAACUUAAGCUCAAGAGAUGGAACACAGGUUCAGCACCCAAGUUUGGAAGUGGGGUAGCUAGGGCUCAGAACUGGCUCUUGGAACAAUUUACAGAAAAUCCAAGAGAUUGGUGCCAUAUCAGCAUGAAGAUAUAAGAUAUUAAUGACAAUUAGCAAAGAAUUGGAUAUUUCUUUCUCUUUUUGAUUUGGGAGGUGGAAGAUGUGCUUCAAGAGUGUCGAUAUAAACAAGGCAUCAUAUACCUCCUUUUCAGGGUUAUCAUGUUGAGUACACAAGUCUAGUGAAAAAAAAAAAAAAAAGCCAACCAUGUUUUGGUGCCUCAUGGAGAAGAAAAUUUGAGUAUAGCGUGUUAUGCAAUUUUUUUUUUUUUUUACCUCUUUUUUAUGAAAGAUUUUAAAUCUUAA